GUUGGAAAGUUUGCAUGCAGGGAUCAGGAAGUGGGCACAGUAUAGCCCCGGGUGAAGCUGUUUGGCGGACCAAUGUUCUGUACUGUCUGGAGUCAUUUCUGGAUCCUAUCUGCAGUAAUGUGCCGAGCAGCCAUCAGACGUCUGCAGAUGAGUGACAGCUGAGUCCAGGCUCCCUCUCUGUGCUUAGAGUGAUUAACCAGUGACACCAGUGGGAUGUCAUACUGGUCUGUUGGCCUUCCCCAGGAUACUGCAGACGCUCUCAGCAACAUGGAGCAACAAAGCGGCCCUGGGGAGGAAAUGGGAGCCAAGGCAUCGUUGGUGGAAGGUCCGGGUCCUGGGUCUGCUAUGGUAACUUCUCCCACUCUGGACAACAUCCGGGCAGCCUAUGAAGAAGGAGAGAAUGAGGCUGCCAGGGAGCUGAUCCAACAGGCCUGCUGUGUAGAGUGCAGCGCAGCAGUGCCUCACAUCGAUGGGGUUGGUCUUCUUUGUGUUGCCUCUCAGCAUGGUGAUCUGCAGAGUGUCUCUUACCUCCUGAGAGAAGCCCGUAUCAUUUUACCUCAGGAACCAUCCAGCAGCAACCCAGCCAUCCUGGCAGCGUACUACGGCCACGCCAGCGUGGUCAAAGAGCUGCUGGACUCCAUCCCUGGUCCAUGUCUGAGGAGAGACUUGUUGAACUUUAUGCUGGCGACAUCCUGCCAGCAAGGUCAGCUGGACGUGGUGCGGCUGCUGGUCCACGGCUACGCUGCUGACACCAAGGACUGUGCCGUCCACAGCGAUGAGUUCGCUGUCAUUACGGGGCUGCCACUGUAUGCUGCUGCACAAGCAGGUAAUGAGGAGAUAUCUUGCUUCCUGCUGCAGAAUGGGGCGGGGUUUUCCUCAUACACCCUGAUGGACCACCCAGCCUUCAGCAAACACCUCCUUAGACUCAAACUACAGGAAACCACAAACACAGAAGGAGACAAGGCUGUGUCUGUGUGCUGGAGCGGUCUGCAGCUGCCCUGGUUGGAGCUCGAUUGGUUCAUGGAUGUCUCCUCACGUAUCGCCCACCUAGAUCUGUCCUCCAACAGCCUUGGGGCUUUGCCCUCCGUGGUGCCCUGGGGCCUCAUCGGCCUGCAGACUCUAGAUCUUUCCAGCAAUCUUCUGAAGGAGCUGCCAGCUGCUGCCAGCUCCCAGCAGGUCCUCUGCUCCAGGUUACAGCACAUCAAUCUCUCCCAGAACCAGCUCAGCAGUCUGCCGCCCGGACUCCUCCACCUGACCCACAUCCAGAGAAUUUCUGCUGCUAAGAACCAGCUCACAGACCUGUUUGACAUUCCUUCCACCACUAACUGGAUUGGUCUGCGUAAGCUGGAGGAGCUGGAGGUGUCUGAUAAUUGUCUCAGCAGCCUGCCCACAGCAGUCCUGCACUGUCUGAAGUCCCUGAUCCUGCUCAAUGUGUGCAGGAACAAACUGAGCAGCUUCCCGGAGCCCUGGGCCUGUCCUCUGAAGCAAUGCAACGCUUCUUCCAAUGUCAUUGAGAAUCUUCCAAACACCAUCUCCAUGUCCUGGAGGACGCAGCUGCAGGAGGUGGACUUCUCUGACAACAGCCUGAAGGAGUUGCCCUCAUAUCUCUUUGAACUGGAGGCUCUAGUGUCGUUGAGAUUGUGUGGGAAUCACAUUGACACACUCCCUGCCCCCAGUAAGUGGAAGUGCUCUAGGCUCAGGACCCUGGAUCUAUCCAGGAACCAGCUGGGCAGAACAGAGGAGGGGCCCAAAUCCAGGAAGCUGGCCUUCCUGACAACCUGGAACAGGAGGGACCCAGAGCCAGUGUGUUCCAUAGAGUUUCCCAUGAUUCUGCGGGACUCACUGGAAGUGCUUUUCUUGAAUGAUAACCAGCUGGAGUGUGUUCCCCAGUCAGUGUGUGGUCUGCACAGCCUCACUGAGCUCUACCUCUCCAAUAAUCCAAGAAUCCGGGAGCUUCCUGCAGAGCUCAGUCAACUGUCCAACCUGUGGCAGCUGGACACGGAAGACCUCAACAUUACUAAUGUCCCCCAGGACGUCAGAAAAGAAGGUCCUGCGUCUGUCCUGGCUUUCCUCCGGGCAUACCUUCGGAAGGCUGCCCCUUGUAAACUGCUGAAGAUGCUUGUGAUUGGUCCACCGAGACAGGGGAAGACAUCCCUUCUGGAGGCUUUACAGACCAGCGAGGCGGCCCCCUUCACCCCCGCAGAAUGCAGCAUCUCCAUGUCCACCUGGGAGCUGGACAACCCCAAUGGAGACAAGAGCAGUAGGGACUCUGUGGCGUUCAAUGUGUGGGACAUCGGGGGUCCAGCCAGCAUGUCCACAGUGACCCAGUGUUUCUUCACUGACAAGGCCCUGUACGUAGUGAUCUGGAACCUGGCUCUGGGAGAGGAGGCUGUGGCCAACCUGCAGACAUGGCUGCUCAACAUAGAGGCGAGAGCACCCAACUCUGCGGUGGUGGUGGUGGGAACACAUCUGGAUCUCAUCGACACCAAGUUUCGCACCGAGAGACUGGCCACUCUAAGAGCUUACAUUCUGGCUCUAUGCCGAUCCCCGUCAGGGGCCCGAGCUUCCGGAUACCCCGACAUCACCUGGAAACACCUGCAUGAGGUGUCCUGUAGGACUCGGGAGGGCUUGGAGGCUUUGAAGAAGCUGCUCUUCCAGGUGUCUCGCUCCAUGAGGGACAGCAGCAGCAGCUCGGCCUGUGGCAGCAGACUGCUGGGCAGACUGAUCCCCAGGAGCUACCUGACCCUUCAGGAUGCAGUGCUAGCAGAGAAGCAGCGGCGGGAUGCUGAAGGAGAGGUCCAAUACAUCACUGAGGCCCAGCUGGAGCACAUCCUCAAACAGAACCCAGAAAGGGACAUCAGAGACUAUGAGGACCGUCAGACUGCCAUCAGCUUCUUGAUAGAGACAGGGGCCCUGCUGCACUUCCCGGACACCAGCCACGGCCUGUGCACCCUCUACUUCCUGUGUCCUGUGUGGCUGUCAGAAUGCCUGGAGAGGAUCAUGCACCUCAAGUCCUCUCGCUCUGUAGCCAGGAAUGGAGUGAUCAGAACUGAAGACCUUAGGAUGCUGUUGGUAGGAACAGGUUUCACCGAGCAGACAGAGGAACAGUAUUUCCAGUUUCUGGCCAAGUUUGAGAUUGCUCUUCCUGUGGCCAACAACAGCUUUCUGCUGCCCCACUUACUUCCCCCCAAGCCAGCUAUGGACAUCCACGGCCUUCGCCAGCAGACCCACAACACCGUGCAACGCCUCGUCAGGAUGAGCUUUGUUCCUGCUGGAUUUUGGGAGCGCUUUAUAGCCAGGAUGCUCAUUAGCCUCACAGAGAUGGACCUGCAGUCUUUUGAGCCCAAAGGAAACACCAGGAGCCAGUGCAGCAGGAACUCUGUGAUCUACAGUUUUGCUGGAACCCAGCAGAGGAACCGGUGCAGCACCUUCAGAGUCAAACGCAGCCAGACCAUAUACUGGAAGGAGGGGCUGCUGGUCACUUUUGAAGGAGGCUACCUAAGUGUGGAGUCAUCAGAUGUCAACUGGAAGAGGAAGAAGAGUGGAGGGAUAAAGAUCAUCUGCCAUUCAGAGAGCAGAGACUUCUCUGCCAUGGCUUUCAUCACGGACAACGUGAACUCUCUGAUCGAUCAGUGGUUCCCCGCUCUGACCGCCAGUGAGAGUGACGGGAGUCUCCUCAUGGAGCAGUACUCUCCCUGUCCCCUCUGUGCCUCACUGGGCCCGCAGAAGCAAGCCAAGCUUGUAGGUCAGGUGGGAGAAGAGGGAGCAGGGGGGGGGGCUGAUGGCGCAGGAGGGGCAGGGCUUCAUUACUUCAACAUGGAGGACUGCGUUCUGGCUGCAGUGGAGAAGGAGCACAUCCUCUGUCCUCAGCACCCUGAGCAGCCAGUCAGCCUGCAGGAACUGGUCCCAGAACUCUUCAUGACUGACUUCCCUUCACGGCUGUUUAUGGACAGUGCCCAGCUGGAGUACUCUGAGGAGGAGAAGAACAUCCUUGGCCAGGGUGGCAGCGGAACUACCAUCUACCGAGCCCGGUAUCGUGAGCAGCCGGUGGCAAUCAAACGCUUCCACUUCAAGAAGUGUCGUCAGCAGGCCUCCAGCAGUGAUACAGACACCAUGCUGAAACACCUGCAGUCUGCAGAUGCCUGUCGGAGCUUCUCUGAGUUUCGCCAGGAGGCCAGUAUGUUGCACUCUCUGCUGCAUCCCUGCAUCGUCUCUCUGCUGGGCAUCAGCAUCCACCCCCUGUGCUUCGCAUUGCAGUUAGCCCCCCUGGGCAGCCUGAACACUGUGCUGGAGGAGAAGCGCAAAGGCUCCAGAUACAUGCCCCUCGGUCACAUGCUAACCUUUAGAGUAGCCUAUCAGAUUGCCACAGGACUGGCAUACCUUCACAGGAAGAGCAUCAUCUUCUGUGACCUCAAAUCUGACAACAUCCUGGUGUGGUCUCUGGAGGUUCAAGAUCCGGUUAACAUUAAACUUUCUGACUAUGGCAUUUCUCGACAAACCUUCCAUGAGGGAGCCUUGGGGGUCGAGGGCACACCGGGUUACCAGGCUCCUGAGAUCCGACCGGGCAUCGUAUACGAUGAGAAGGUGGACAUGUUCUCCUAUGGUAUGGUGCUGUAUGAGCUGCUGUCUGGGCAGAGGCCACUGCUGGGACACCACCAGCUUCAGAUCGCAAAGAAGCUCUCCAAAGGCAUCCGGCCGCUGCUGGGCAGCCCAGAGGAGGUCCAGUUCUGCUGCCUCCACAGCCUGCUGACUGAGUGCUGGGACACCAAGCCUGAGAAGAGGCCGGUGGCCCUGCAGUGUGUGAAGCGGAUGCAGGAGCCCAGCUUCCCCUGCCUCCGGUACCUCCUGCUGACCUGCAGCCACUCGCAGCUCUUCCUCUCACCGCUGCAGGGACACAGCGCUGUGUUCUGGGAUGGAGACAAGGACAGCAGGAGCUACAGUGUGGUGAAUGUGGAGAAGGGGCAGAUGGAAGUGAAGAGGAUGAGCUGUGCAGGCAGCAGGGUCAGCUGUCAGAUGAAGAUGGGUAACAUUCUAUGGAUGGCCACUGAGGAGCAGGAGAUUUUCAUCUACAGUCUGAAGGAUAUGUGUCCGCUCAGCCAGCCCCAGAAACACUUUUCCUGUCCAGCCAUCAUCACCUGCCUGCUCCCUGUUCCAGCCCAAGAACAGAGUCUGGCCAGAGUGUUUGCGGGGAUGUCUGACGGCCUGGUGGCAGUGUACAGCCUGCUGGAGGACCUCCCUCUGGAGGGGGAGACCUACCUGUGCUCACACACCCUCAACAGGACGCUGUUCGCCCUGAAGGACUCAGACCCCAGGCAGAGGCCCUACCCAGUCAGCAGCAUGGUGCUGGUCAGUAGGGGAUCCCAGUUAUGGCUCUCCAAUGGUCCAGGCGUGCUGGUCAUUGACUGUCUGAGUCUUCAGGCUGUUCGAAGGCUCGAUCCCUACAGCCCGCCGUCCUCCAUUGUAUCCAUGACAACUAGCUUCAGCCUAUGGGGAGAGGAGGCGGUGUGGACACUGGACGACCACGCCAACACGCUGCUGCUCUACCACGCCACCUCCUACCAGCUCUGUGCCCACUACAGCUGCGGAGACAGCCAUCCUCUUCGAGACGUCUUCUCUGUGCAGCGUCCUGCAGCGGUUACCACGGUGACAACCACUGAAUUCAAAGCCACGGCCAAAGAAAAUAUGCUGAAAAGGACUGAUGGAGAAGUGACACUGAUGUACAGUGAGGAGGCCGGCACUCAGAUCCUCCAGCAGCAGGAUUCACUGACCGACUACAAUCCCCUCCAAUCCACUCAUCAGGACCGGCAGCAGGACCGGCAGCAGGACCAGCAGCAGGACCAGCAGCAGGUCCAGGAACAGCAGCAGGACUCUGCAGAGAGCGUGAGGCCCUCAGAGCCCCGGCUGCAGGCCUUCACCCUGCUGGAAGUGAGCCGAACUCUGUGGAUCCCCAGGCGUGGAGGUGAUGUAAUGGUCAUUGAACUGCAGUCUCAUGGUGAUGAGCUGAGAGGGCGGGUCACUGCUGUCCUUAGCCCCCCCGGACGUUCUUCUCUGGGGAGGUUAGAAGAAGCUAACAUAAUAUCUCCAGACACAGUUGUCUGUGGCUUUCAGAAGGAAAACAUGGAGUUGGUCGCCUGUGUGGUCUGGAGGGGCUGGGGCUGCCGCGAACUGGAGGUCUUCUACCGGUCCUACGAGGAGCUGGGCCGCUUGGAGAGCAGCAUGAGGAGAAGAAGGUAGCUGUUGUGCUGCAGAAUCGCAGCUCUGUGUGGAGGUGGGCCGAGGGGAAUACACGGUGACAGAUGGCCAGUGUUCAGAGCAGGGGGCCGGCGAACACUGAAAUCAGGGGAACGUAGGGGUGAGGAGUGGGGGGGGGCUGAGUUUCCAGCUGUUCACAUACUUAUGAACCCAUAAUAAGUUCAGAACUAAAAGAUGUGUGAUCCCACAGCAGACCCGAACAGCCCUGCAGUCACAGAUCGCAACAAGAGAAAACGGCAAGCUUAAAUGUUUUUAGCAAAUCAGCUAAACACUGUGGAAUGACUGGAAUUCACUCCAAGAUGUGGUUGUCUGACUCCGGCUGCUGAAAUACAUCAUUUCUUUGUCUUUGUCUUUUAUUUGACUAUCCCUAUGUGCUACUUUAUGGGCAGGGCCAUUGUUACAGGACCAGUUGAAAUGAGUUGGUGCUGGCAGGUUGUAGACGACACUAGUCAGAACACAGCGUUCCUUUCUAACUGCACCAUAAACUCUCACCUUUUUGUAAAUGAAGCUCUAUUCUGGCCGCAGUUUGUUCCUGCACUGUGCCUCAGUAGAACAGGACAUCAUCUCAAAACUGUCCUCUGGGUUUCUCUUUCGUUGCUCCUACUCCGCCUUUCCUUCACAGCACUCACAGUACCUGAGAUUCACACACUGGACACAUUUUACAUUAUGUACUACUUUAAUGUUUUGUUUGGAUGAUGCUACUUUAUUAAAACAAGUAAACCUGA
Messenger RNA from Gymnodraco acuticeps, 6977 nucleotides. It is a transcript of the gene lrrk1, whose product is annotated as leucine-rich repeat kinase 1. The record is from RefSeq and is a predicted model, not a curated record. Gene Ontology annotation, biological process: protein phosphorylation. Gene Ontology annotation, molecular function: protein kinase activity; protein binding; ATP binding. Lineage: Eukaryota; Metazoa; Chordata; Actinopteri; Perciformes; Bathydraconidae.